Molecule: messenger RNA, 6293 nt
Organism: Peromyscus californicus insignis
Lineage: Eukaryota; Metazoa; Chordata; Mammalia; Rodentia; Cricetidae
Gene: Itpkb
Product: inositol-trisphosphate 3-kinase B
Exons: 8
Coding region: 436-3273 (945 amino acids)
Biological process (GO): inositol phosphate biosynthetic process
Cellular component (GO): cytoplasm; nucleus
Molecular function (GO): inositol-1,4,5-trisphosphate 3-kinase activity; inositol tetrakisphosphate kinase activity
Source: RefSeq, a predicted model, not a curated record
GCUGACAGCGGUAGUGUCUCUGACCAAGCAAGGAACUGCUCAGGGUCGGCCUGGCGGGAUCGCCUGGCCCCUGUGCUGGCACAUUCACCCUCUUUGCACCCCACUUUUUUCGUCUUCCAUAAGUUGUUGCGGAAAUCCUUUGGGAGCGUUUUCUACUUGAAGCCACCUGGUCUGCCCAAGCCCUGAGUCCCCAGGGCAUGUCGCCUGCACGGGACCUGGGAGUUUGAGCAAUUGCAGCCGCGAGAUCGUUUAUGGAGCUUGGGGCGGGGGCCGAGCCCGCGAUUGGACCCGGUGCCCGCCGCCUAGGCCAUGCUGCUCCAUCGGCGUGCGGAGCGGCGGCCGCCGGGCCUCCAGGACUAAGCCGGGAGCCGCGGGAGGAGGAGGCGCCGGCGGUGCAGCGGGACCAAGAGCCGCGGCGGCGGCAGACCCAGUACUAUGGCUGUGUACUGCUAUGCCCUCAAUAGCCUGGUGAUCAUGAACAGCACCAACGAGGUGAAGAGUGGCGGCCCCCGGCCCAGCGGCAGCGAGACACCUCAGCCCUCCGGGAGGGCCGCACUGAGCCCCGGCAGCGUCUUCAGCCCUGGGAGAGGCGCCUCCUUCCUCUUCCCCCCAGCGGAGUCUCUGUCGCUGGAGGAGCCCCCGAGCCCUGGGGGUUGGCGCAGCGGCCGCCGCAGGCUGAAUAGUAGCAGCGGCAGCGGUGGCGGCGGCGGCAGCAGCAGCAGCAGCAGCAGCAGCAGCGGCAGCAGCAGCGGCGGCGGCGGCAGCAGUGGCGUGGGCAGUCCGAGUUGGGCUGGCCGCCUGCGAGGGGACGCGCAGCAGGUGGUGGCGGCCCGCACCCUCUCCCCACCCGGGCCGGAGGAGGCCCAGAGGAAGCUGCGGAUUCUGCAGCGCGAAUUGCAAAAUGUGCAGGUGAACCAGAAAGUGGGCAUGUUCGAGGCGCAAAUCCAGGCACAGAGCUCUGCCAUCCAAGCGCCCCGAAGCCCGCGUUUGGGAAGGGAUCGUUCGCCUUCUCCGUGUCCCUUCCGAAGCAGCAGCCAGCCCCCUGGAAGGGUCUUGGCCCCGUGCUCCCCGAGUGUGGAACGGAGGACAAAGUCCUGGGGAGAGCAAUGUACAGAGACCCCAGACGCCAACUCCGGGAGGAGAAGCAGGCUCAGCCCACACCCCUCGAAGGACAAGGAGGGAGUGGCCCCUCUUUUAGGCCCCUCCAGCCCGACCAGGUUAGGGACUCAGAGUCCAUCUGCUUCAGUGAGGAUGGAGAGUGGCACCCCGGCCAGUCUCCGCUGUGGCUCACCUACAGCCAUGGAAAUUGACAAGAGGGUUGCUCCCUCAUCGGAGCACUUUGGAACUAGCUUAGCAUUGGCCACUAAAGUGGCAGCUUCAGCCGCAUCCGCUGGACCACACCCUGGACAUGAUUCUGCUCUUAUGGAGGCAGCCUACGAGCUCGGGGGCGUGCGCCCCUGGGAGGCCCAGAUGGAGAGACCGGGGCAGUUUCUGGGCAGGGAGACAGGCUCAGACCCAGAGCCUGGCGGGACCCACAUUAGAGAACCCCCUGGGAGGGUGGGGAGAGGAAUUCAUCCUGUUGGUAGGCAGGGUUCCUGGACACCUGAAGUCACCAAAAGGCCAGAAGAGAGGACUGUGAAUGCCCAAAGCUCAGAGGCCUCAGAGGACCCGAGAUCGUCUAGACUGCCAGGAGACCUGGGCUCUCUAGGACUUGAGGAGACAGGAAGUAGGAUCCCAGGGAUCCGAGGACCCGAGCAGACCCUGGACAUUGUGAGAGAAGGGUCUCCAGCACUGGGCUUGCUUGGGGGCAGCCAGGCAGCACAUCCAGGGACCAGAAAUGUGGAGGCAGGAACCCUUUGUGGUAGAAUGCUGGAGCCUUUACCACCUGGGGAAGUGGCAACAGAUUUGAAAGAACCCCAGUGCCUCCCUGGGGGCAGGAUGGGUAUGCAGCCUGGGAGUUCCAGGGUUUGGCUGAGUGCCAUGGAGGAAGGUCCCCUGAUCUGGACGCGUGACACGGGGGUACAGUUGAUGGAAACGUGGGGAAGCCAGCUGCAGGACAGAGAUGCUCACCCUAGCUGCCCAGAGAUGCCCCCAGACCAGAAGGACAAGGCCUGUAGCCCCAGCAGCAUCCCGGCAGUCAUCAUCACAGACAUGGGUGCUCAGGAGGAUGGGGCCUUAGAUGAGAUACAAGGAAGCCCUCGGGGUCCCCUGCCUCUGAGGAAGCUGUCAUCCUCCUCCGCCUCCUCCACUGGCUUCUCCUCUUCCUAUGAGGACUCAGAGGAGGACAUCUCCAGUGACCCUGAGCGGACGCUGGACCCCAACUCAGCCUUUUUGCAUACCCUGGACCAGCAGAAGCCCAGAGUGAGCAAGUCAUGGAGGAAGAUAAAGAACAUGGUGCAGUGGUCCCCCUUUGUCAUGUCCUUCAAGAAGAAGUACCCCUGGAUCCAGCUGGCAGGACAUGCAGGGAGCUUCAAGGCAGCUGCCAAUGGCCGCAUCCUAAAGAAGCACUGUGAAUCUGAGCAGCGCUGCCUGGACCGGCUGAUGGCUGAUGUGCUGAGACCCUUCGUGCCAGCCUACCAUGGGGACGUGGUGAAGGAUGGGGAACGCUACAACCAGAUGGAUGACCUGCUGGCUGACUUUGAUUCGCCCUGCGUGAUGGACUGCAAGAUGGGCAUCAGGACAUACCUGGAGGAAGAACUCACCAAGGCCCGGAAGAAGCCGAGCUUGCGGAAGGACAUGUACCAGAAGAUGGUUGAGGUGGACCCCGAGGCCCCCACUGAGGAGGAGAAAGCCCAGCGUGCUGUGACCAAGCCGCGUUACAUGCAGUGGCGAGAAACUAUCAGUUCCACGGCUACCCUGGGCUUCAGGAUCGAGGGCAUUAAGAAGGAAGAUGGCUCUGUGAACCGUGACUUCAAGAAGACCAAAACAAGAGAGCAGGUCACCGAGGCCUUCCGAGAAUUCACUAAAGGAAACCAGAACAUCCUGAUCGCCUACCGGGACCGGCUGAAGGCCAUUCGAGAAACCCUGGAAGUCUCUCCCUUCUUCAAGUGCCAUGAGGUCAUUGGCAGCUCACUCCUCUUCAUCCAUGACAAGAAGGAGCAAGCCAAGGUGUGGAUGAUCGACUUUGGGAAAACCACACCCCUCCCGGAAGGCCAGACCCUCCAACAUGACAUCCCCUGGCAGGAGGGGAACCGGGAGGAUGGCUACCUCUCAGGGCUGAACAACCUCAUCGACAUCCUGACAGAAAUGUCCCAGGGUAGCCCACUCACCUGAGGCCCCCACCACCUUGCCUACCCAUGCUGCCUUGCGUGCUGCCUCUGCCUCUCCCGUCCUCCUAAUUCUUCCUUCGUUCCUCUCUGAGCGCCCACCUAGAACAGAGCCUCCCAUCUGCACUACAGGACACUUUGGAGAAGAAAAGAGAUUUUCUAGGUCUUUUUUUUUUUUUCCUUCCCACACAAGGGCCUGGAGGUGGCGUUUCUAAUUCUCUCUAAAUAGAACUACCUUCUGGAAGAGAAUUACCCAAAGCUAGGCCCCACAUCCUGUGCAGUCCGUUGUACUUAGAGCUGGCGUGGGUCUAAGAGGCCAUGGGCUCUCUGGCUGCUGAGGGUCUUGAGAGAUUGAGCCUCCCUCUGGAAGACCCCCUCGAUAAGUUCAGGCCCAGACUGGCUACCUGUGGAACCCUUCUGCCCCCUGGUGGCUGGUGCCAUCAGUAUACACAGCCCCAUGGGUGCCUCCCACCAUGGGCCCCCUGAAGCCAGGCCAGGGUCCUGAUUUCUGGGAGUAAGGGAACACAACCUCUGGAGAUCUGCAUGUGACUUGUGAGCAAAGAAUCCUCCAGUGAGGGGUCCCAGCUUUCAGGAACACUGUGUGGCUUUUCUAGAGUUGCUAAAUCAGGACCCCACCCCGCUUGCAUUAAGCUCUUGGGAUUCAGGCCAGGCUAGGAGCCGGGAGUAUGGGGAGCAGCUUGACUGUUUCUAAAGAACUUUGCUCUUCCGUCUGGGACCACUGCCCGUGAAUUCAGAGGGGUCAUUCUGCAAAGCUGAGCUCCAGGGAUAAAACCACCUCCUAGAGCCACUGCUUAAUGCUCUAGAUCGGCCCUGCUACGGAAAAGUCCAGAGCUGGGUAGAAUACUCAAGGCCCACACCCGCCUCCAGGGAUUGGCAACAGCUUGGGAGCCCGCCACACCUGGGAACAGAGACGACUCUCAUACCUUCAAAUCCCUGGUAGUCAGGCACCCCUACCUCCGGACCCCAAGUCCCUCCAUGGGGGAACCUCUAACACUCUGGGCUGUACCAGGCCUUGGGGAAGCAGGAUCUGGGCUUCCUGCAGUGAUUUCUAAAUUUCCCUUGAAGUCCCUUGCUCUUCCAACUUGAAGGGCUUAGACCAAUGUUUCUCUGUGUCAUGUAGGUAGUUUCCAGAGUUCAUAGGGGUGCCCAGGGCUGUCCCAAGCCUUCUCCUUCCUGGAGUCCUGAGCUGCUUGAAGGCCCAUGGGGGGCGCGAGGUGGGACCAUUGUUAAUCAACACGUCAACUGUGAGGCAAGUGACCUGAUUGAAAAGAGUGUACGGCUUGUGUGACUUUUAAAAGACCAAACUCCAGCUCUGCUGCCGUUUGGAGCUGUCCUCUGCUCCUCUGGGCUUGUCACCGCCUCUUUUACUGAGAGACCCUGGAUCACAUGUACAGGUGCUCUUCUGGGUCCCAGGCCAGCAGGCACUGCUUGGGGACAUGACUGGGAAAUGGGGUAGAUCAAUGUGGACACACCUGUCAAGAUAGCUUCGGGCAGGGGUGGUCGUCUGGGCCGCCUACCCCAGCUCCCUGGGGUUCUAGAAGAACUGUUGGCCCAUGUGACACAUGUGUUUCCCCUUUCAUGCUGGUGGGUGAGUGACAGUUGGUGGGGGCGGGAGGUGGGACCCACGAGGAUGUAUAAGUACAGAUUUUAAAAAAGGAACCCAUUUAAACUUCCUGGCUCCUAUUCAGAUGGGGUGAGCUCCUGUGUGGGCUGACUUUCUAAAGGUCACACCCCCACCCCCACCCCGCACCCCCAUCAGUGAGCCCAGACCUUGUGACUGCACAUGAUUGGGAAGACAGGCAGCCUGGAGUGGGGGAGGGGAGGGCAGUAGCAACCGGGCAGCAAGCUCUGGGACUCUGCAGCUGUAGUUGCCCCCGGGGGCUUAAGGGGACCCUGAGGUCUGUACAUGCUGGGAAGGGGCAUCAUUAAUUCCAAGAGACUGUAGCUAUGAUCUGGCCAAAACUCCCCUCCUGCUAUCUCAGAAAAAUGUUUGCUAAAGCAAACUAUGCUAUGAACAAAAAUGCCGGGAACCAGUUUAACGUAUGUAAGAGAACAUAGUUCACCGAGCACUUUAAGAAGGAGUCACUUGUCAACAAUAACGUGCUCAGGUACUGUGACUGGCUGCCGGUCAGCAAGAGCUUAGGACAGUCCUGGACAGCGCUUAGCGCUGAAUUGUAAAGUAGCGUGGAAAGGCCUCUCUCUAGGGUUAUUCUGUUACCAAGGGUGUUUUGCUUCGUUGGGUUUUUGUGUUUACCAUGCUAGCACCCACACUGUGUCUCCCAAACCAUCCUCCCCCUUCCUUCUUGCCAGAGGCCCUUCCUUCCUGCCCCCCUGGAAUGGAGAGAGCGCAGAUGGAAUUUCCCAGAACCUCUAGCAGUCUGGUAAACCACGUUCACAGUCCUGGUGGAGACCCCCAAGGUCCUGGCUACGCAGGUGCUGGGACACAGGACAGGCUACAUGCACCAAUGUACAGAUGUGGGUCCACGGAGCCCUCCCGCUCUUGGGCCACCAGAUUUCUUGGUGGUCAGCCCUGCUUUGCACACUCCGAAGGUUUUGCUUCUGCCAAUUUCCCCAGACUAGACUUUAGUGCCCUUUAAGAAGUGUGUGUAAGUUAUAUUUAUUUUGUUUUUGUUUUAAUUGCACAAAACACUAAGAUGAAAGGCUGGGCUGCUCCUCCUAAGUUCUGCCUGCCUUCAGGGGGCCUUUCCUUCAUGUCUGUGGGAGCCCUCGGCAGCUGUGGCCUCAACGACGCUGUUCACCCCUGGCUGGCUGUAUCUAGCUUCGAGACCGCCUGUGUUCUGCCAACCCUGUGUGUAUAGGCCCCACCCCCUGCUCCAGGGUGCUCACCCAUCAGUGCCUUUUUGGGGAGGAGAGGGCCCUUCCUGCACCCUGACUGGCUGUCCUCUGUAUUACUCUCCCCUCAGGACUGUUACAUCCCUUGCCCAGUGCCCAUCAGUCAACUGUAGAUGCUCUCCCCCUUCCCAAUAAAGGCCUUGGAGACCAUUA